AUGAAAAUAAAAAGCUCUAAGCUGUACAACUACAUGAGGGAAAAUGAAAUACUACCGUUACCAUCCCUAAGUACAUUGUCAAGAAUAGGAACGACAUGGAGCUUACUUGUCGAUGAAUGUAAGGUGUCUAUAACCAAAAAAUUCGACAAGAACUUAAUGAACUUCAUUGGUUUCAUUGAUUUGGGAAGUCACACCCCACAGAAAAUGGAAAACAAACUUGGAGACCAUGCUUUGGUCAUAAUGUUCCAACCAUUUGCAGGUCAUGGUCUCCAAGCAUUGACCUGCUUUCUAAGUGGAAGUGACGUGACUGGAGACGUUCUCACAAAAAUAAUGCUCGAGUGUGUUAUUCUUUGUGGAAACGCUGGUCACUUUAUAGAUGUGAUUACUAGUGAUGGAGCUAGUUGUAACCGGAAAAUGUGGAAACACUUUGAAAUAGAGGACACCAGCGAACCAUGGUGUGAACACACCAUGGACAAUAAGAGAAAAUUUAGAAUGUGCUCAGAUUUUCCCCACCUCAUCAAAUGUUUGAGGAAUAAUUCAAUUAAAAAAAAAAUUUAG
Coccinella septempunctata (seven-spotted ladybird) is the source of this 558-nucleotide messenger RNA. RefSeq lists its product as uncharacterized. The transcript is spliced from 2 exons. The record is from RefSeq and is a predicted model, not a curated record. NCBI's taxonomy places the organism in Eukaryota, Metazoa, Arthropoda, Insecta, Coleoptera, Coccinellidae. Bases 1 to 558 code for a protein of 185 amino acids.